AUAUUUACUCUUUUUUUUUCCCGGUUUCUUUACAUUUUUGUGCUAUUAAAGGAGUGCAUGAUUUAGAGAUGCAAAUGAAAAACUAAUUACUUCUAUUCUGACUAAGUAAAACAUUUUGGUGAAAUCAAGAAUCUGCAUUUUUAAUUUGUGCACAACCAAGCAUCUUCAUGCCUGUUUUACAGUGACUACAGAUAAUAGAAAUAGAAAUGCCUGAUGGAACUGUUUUUCUUUUUCUGUUUUUGAUCAUUCUGUUUUCUCUUUAUCAUAAAUUGUUUUUUACAAGCAAUAAAUAUUCUCUUUUGAUUCUGUUUCCGUUUUCAAGAUUUGAUUUCCUGAAGUAUUGUAACCACCUUCUAUUAAUUUAUGCAUAUCAUUUCUUACAGUAUUGGAUAAAAAAUGACCUCUAGGCUGUUUAAACCCUGAUAUCUCACGCUAAUUCCAUUGAGGUGCCGAGCACUUUGUUUUGCUGUUUUAGAUGAUUUUUUUCCCCGUUUGAUUAAGACUGCUGUUUUUUUUUAAUGUAAAAAAGAAAAUAAUUAUUGGUUACUCUAAAAUCAGUAGUGUUCAAAAACACUUAAAUGUUGUUUUUCUAAAUUGUAAUUUUGGCAUUUGUAUUGUAUGGUUGCUUUUGUUGCGUGAGUCUACUAUAACUAUGAUUGCAAUUAGCUGGAGAAAUCCCUAUCUUUAAGGAUUUAGUUUGGCAAGAAAAGAAAAGGGAAAUGAGCCUGGAAGAGAUUAAUUUACAUUUUGUGACAUGGUAGCUUAAAUUUCUACGUCAGCGGUCUGCUUGGAAACCUGAUGAUAUUGCAAUCCACACAGAAAUCCUAUGAUGUUGAUCCCUGACUGGUGGCUCAUCGAAUUGACUCCCUAAUCCUUGUGAGCAAUCCAAAGUGAAAUGUCCCCAUCCAAUGGCUCACCAGAAUCUGGGACUCCAUUUGGUGAGCUGUUCCGCCUGAUCUUUAUGAGCAGAAGUGGAAUUAAUGGAGAUUGAUAAGGAAAGUAAUAGAAGCACGCCUAGGGAAAGGGAAAACAUUUUGAAUCUAAGGCCAGUUGCACCUGAUGAAUGUGGUGAAGGUUUGCCAUAUGCUCCCGAGGAUUGGCCAAAUCCUGGUGAUACGUGGACUUGGAGGGUUGGGAGGCGAGUUGCUAUUACUGGCCAUUAUUUGGAUAGAUACCUUUACCUUCCAAUUCGUCUUUGUCAUCUUGAGAAUACAACACGUAAGAAACAUGGUUUUGCCAGCAAGCUUUCAGUUGAGCGAUAUAUCCGAUCUGUAUUUCCUAAUGCAGACAUUGGUAAAUUUUUUGCUUCAUUCAGUUGGAAGAUCCCAUCAAAGCAAUCCUCCAUAAAUGGUAAUGUCGAGGGGCACUUUUUUUUCCCUGUACCUUCUGAAGAGACGGCUGAACUUUUUCUGUCUGAUUCCCAGCAUGAUAGUGCGGGUUGUAAAGCUGGAAAUAAGAUGUGCACUAGUCUUGGGUUACAAACUGAAAAUCAACCCAUGGCUGCCAUGUCUUGCGAUAUAUGUUGCAGUGAACCUGGUUUCUGCAGUUAUUGUUGCUGCAUCCUCUGUUGCAAAACUAUAAGCUCAAAACAUGGAGGUUACAGCUACAUAAAAUGUGAAGCAAUUGUGAGUGAGGGUCAUAUAUGUGGCCAUGUUGCUCACAUGAAUUGUGCUCUUCGGACCUAUAUGGCUGGCACUGUGGGAGGAAGCAUUGGUCUGGAUGCUGAGUAUUACUGUCGGCGCUGUGAUGCAAGGACAGACCUAGUGCCACAUGUUACAAGGCUUUUGCGAACUUGUGAAACUGUUGAUUCCCAGGAUGAAAUAGAGAAAAUAUUAAAUCUUGGUUUCUGCAUUUUGCGAGGUUCACAGAGAGUUGAUGCAAAGGGAUUGCUGAAACGCAUUGAGGUAGCCAUCACGAAGCUUAAAUGUGGGACUAUUCUUGAAGAUAUCUGGAAAGUGGAAGGGGAAGUCUCAACCAUUUUGCCUGCUGUCUCUCCCAAUGGAAAUGCAAUGCUGGAAGUUAGUAAUCAUCAAGACAUUCUGGAUUUUAGAAAGAGCUCACCAGAUGUGUCCAUGUCUUCUGAUAGCCAGACUGAAUCUCUGAAACUUGAGGAUGAGAUCAAUCAGGUCCUCCAUGCACUACAGGUUUCACAGGAAGCUGAGUACAAAAUUGCAGAGGAACGACUUUAUGCUCAAAAGAAAUAUCUUCAGAACCUUUACCAGCAGUUGGACAAAGAGAGGUCUGAAUUGGCACGUCGCACGUUGAAAACCAACCCAGAUGAUUUGCUGAGUGCUGUGUUGAGCAGGGUGGACCAGAUAAAGCGGGAAGUGACAAAACUCAAGGAUAUGGAAGAAGUGGCCAAUGGAUUUGGAAGGACCUCAAAAGAUAUUCUUAAGGAACACUUUGGUUUGGAAGUUCAGAAAUGAGGUUUUUCUUCGUCAGGGGUUCAUCAAAUUUUGAUGGUGCGCUGUCUGCCUUCAUUCUUGAUCUAAUCAGCUGUAUAUUUUCAAAGUGUACAUGCUGUGUUACUUUCAUCUGCAGACACGUGAAUGAGCACACAUGCAGAGAUUCAGUUUUGUCAAGGAGGAACUUUAGGUGCUCAACAAGACAGGGUGGAAUUUGGGUGAUUCAAGUGAUCUUGGUGCCUUGAUGCUGAAUCAACAGUGAUUCAGGCUAAUGCUGAAUCAAACAAAGUAUGAUACACAAUAAGAAGUAAACACAGUUAAGAUUUGUAGAUUUGACCAGGAUUUGGAAAUACCUACAAGUACUCAACACACAGGCCUAGAAAUUGGGAAUUGGAUGACUUAUCUACAACUUUAAUACCGUUUUAUUCUCUUGUUGGUUCUAUCCGUCAGCUGAUGAAUAAUAACGCAUGAAUCUGUCGCAGAUGAAGCUGCAGAUGUAUGGUAUAUAUGAGGAUUGGCCAGACAGGUUGUGAAAUGACCAGCGCCAACAUUUCUUUUCAAUCUCUGUAAUCUUAGCUUGAAUCCCAUCUUGAUAUGUUGUCAAAUGAAUCUCCACUUGAUGAUGUGGGUUUCUAGAGUGCUCGAUUUAUUUGAUUAUAGUUCUUUUUU
Messenger RNA from Populus nigra (black poplar), 3074 nucleotides. RefSeq names its product protein OBERON 2. The transcript has 5 exons. The coding region runs from base 981 to 2426 and encodes 481 amino acids. Lineage: Eukaryota; Viridiplantae; Streptophyta; Magnoliopsida; Malpighiales; Salicaceae. The record is from RefSeq and is a predicted model, not a curated record.